Messenger RNA from Caenorhabditis bovis, 948 nucleotides. The record is from the annotation of a GenBank genome assembly. Lineage: Eukaryota; Metazoa; Nematoda; Chromadorea; Rhabditida; Rhabditidae.
AUGGGACCAAUGACGCCAUCGACAAUGGUCGUCGUUGACUCAAAACUCAUCGAAUGCUCGAUUUGCCUCGGAAUUCUAUACAAUCCGAGAUGCGUUGUUCCUUGUACUCACCGAUUUUGUGCCGGCUGCAUAUCGAAAUGGGCGAUGCGGAGCUACACAUGUCCAGUUUGUCGCUAUCCUUUGGAGGAUAUAUCGAACGAUCUACUCACUUCCAGUCUCGUUGCCGACUAUCUGAGCGCGCAUCCGGACAAGACGCGACCGGAGAGCGAGAGGAACGCGCUCGAUGAGGCCGAACUCGACUUGUUGCUCAAAUUCUUGCUCACCGAGACGUCGAAUCGCGCGCCUAUCAUGCCGACGAUUCCCGUUGAUUUGUGCACCGCCCGUAGACGAUUCGUUUCGAAUAUUCGCGACGAGCGCCGAAAACGCGCGAUUCAGCUUCGACUCGAGAAGCAUUGGAGAAAUGAAGGAAUCAAGCCGAUUCACAUCGACGAAUACAUUCGAUUAGAGCGACAACGGCUUGGAAUCAAUAUUAAUGAUCCCAUCGACAACGCCCCGUAUCAGAUCAUUGUGGCGAACGGUCAGGCGUCUCGUAUGCACCCAAUUGGCUCGACGACACGCGACGAGAAUCUGUUUCGAAUCGAAAUCCGCGCAAACGCGCGGCCGCCGAACGACGCGGCCGGCGAAGUGGCGCGCGGAGAGAAUCGCGAGGCGCCGGAGCCGAUCGAGGCGCAGCCGAGACAAGGCGAUCCACCAGCGACGCCCGAAGCAUCGCAAACAGUUGAAGGAUUGGAGCAGAAUGGGCGACGUCGCGUCGCCAAUCGAACUCGUCGCCUCGUCGCCGCCAAUCGAUUGCCGUCGUCGGUUGGGCGACAGCGCGAGGUCGACGCUCGCGGACCACUUCGACGGUCGACGAGAACCGUCACCCAGCCGACUCGUUGGCACUACUAA